This is a messenger RNA of Helianthus annuus (common sunflower), 1447 nucleotides long. RefSeq lists its product as uncharacterized. The coding region runs from base 255 to 1331 and encodes 358 amino acids. NCBI's taxonomy places the organism in Eukaryota, Viridiplantae, Streptophyta, Magnoliopsida, Asterales, Asteraceae. The transcript has a single exon. The record is from RefSeq and is a predicted model, not a curated record. Gene Ontology annotation, molecular function: protein binding.
AGCUCAUUGGGGUAUGUAUUUUAACUCAUUGGGGUCUGUAGUUUGCUGCUAGUUUUACAUAUACAUUUAUUUUAUAGGAAUAAUAAUGUAAAAUAAAGAGUGAGUCACAUGGGUAUUGGCGAGAAUUAAGUUUGCAAGCCAAUUCCAGGUAAGCAAGCAUUUGACUUGAAUAUCACCACUACCCACGUCCAACCUGCAGCCAAUAAAUCUCCCUCCACAUUCUUGUUCAAUUCAUAGUAACUUCAUCCAUCCUCAUGGACAACUACUCCUAUGCCGACUCCGGUGACUCCUCACCACACUCGCGUACUGAUGCAGACUUUGACAAUGUCUGCAAGGUCAAGUUUAUGUGCAGUUAUGGAGGUAAAAUCAAGCCUAGGCCUCAUGAUAACCAGCUCUCCUAUGUCGGUGGAGAGACUAAGAUCCUAGCCGUUCAUCGUUCUGUCACUUUCGCUACUCUCAUUGCCAAGUUAAAGGCCUUAUGCCACACCGACGUCUCUUUCAAGUACCAGCUGCCGGGUGAAGAUCUUGACGCCUUGAUUUCCGUCACCAACGAUGAUGAUCUGGCACACAUGAUGCACGAGCAUGAUCGCUUGCCUUCUCCGGCUAAGUUGAGGCUCUUUCUCUUGCCUGCUAACGGUCAAAGCCCAGCGUUAACUCCGGUCAAUAGUUUUGGUUCCACUACUAUGGAUGCCUUGAAUUCUGGCCAUCUUCAGUCCAAGGAACUGAUGUUGGGUUUGGAAAAAGAAAUGGUUCAGAUCCCGGAACAGGAGCCAGAUGCUGCGGCGGUUAUCGAUGAUCGAAUUCAGAAACAUAUCCACGACCUACAGAAACUUGGAAUUGCAGAACCACCUCUAUACAGGAAACCAAGUAAUGAGAAUCUCACUGCUUAUGUCCCAAAAGAGACAGCUCCUCAAAUUUCACCGGAUCAACAUCAACAACCCGUUUACAUGUUUCAGGCUCCGCCUGCCAGUGUGUAUCACACCCCCAAUGCCAAUGGAUACUACUACCAAAGGAUGCCGGUUCCAGACCAACCACUUUACAAUGUUAUACCACAACCACAACCACAGACCACAGUGCCAGACCAACCACUUUACAACGUUAUACCACAACCACAGACCAUAGCGCCACCACAGCAACAGUUUGUAGCACAGACAUAUACAGAAGUGGUGACGGAUUCAGCGUAUGGUCAGGUGGCGGGUGCCGGAAGGCAGAUUUACUACACCACCCAGGCCCAUGCUCCGGUUGUAGCAGUAGCACAGCCAUUGCAACAGCCAUAUCAAGCAAUGGCUGUCACAUUGAAUCCAGAAACAGGUGCUAAAGAAUUCAUCUGAGGCAUGUCUUAAUUAUGUAUUAGAUUCUCUCCAUAGCAUUGCAUUGCAUCUUGUGUUUAAGUGACAGACUUGUUUUUUACUUCCAAAUAAACCUAGAGCAAAUAUGUUUGAUGUCA